Messenger RNA from Aspergillus puulaauensis, 2970 nucleotides. It is a transcript of the gene NAM2, whose product is annotated as leucine--tRNA ligase NAM2. Gene Ontology annotation, biological process: leucyl-tRNA aminoacylation; mitochondrial translation. Gene Ontology annotation, cellular component: mitochondrion. Bases 1 to 2970 code for a protein of 989 amino acids. NCBI's taxonomy places the organism in Eukaryota, Fungi, Ascomycota, Eurotiomycetes, Eurotiales, Aspergillaceae. Gene Ontology annotation, molecular function: aminoacyl-tRNA deacylase activity; leucine-tRNA ligase activity; ATP binding. The transcript has 2 exons. The record is from RefSeq and is a predicted model, not a curated record.
AUGCAACACAUCAUCCGUUUCCGAUUGAGCCCUGCCCGGGCGGCAUUCGCGCUCCGGACACUGAAGCCAUGCACGUCAACUUUCCAGCCUUCUCUGGGUUGCUCCCGCCGCGCCCUGGCGACUGCAACUGCAGCCGCAACCUCCAAGUCGAAAAAGCUCGAUAUAUUGGCCAUAGAGAAUAAAUGGAAGGCUAGAUGGCAAGAAGACGACGCCACCAUUGGUGCUGGCAACACUGUUGCAGGGACGGCUGAUGAGAAGCCCAAGUCGUAUAUUCUUUCGAUGUUUCCCUAUCCGUCUGGUACGCUGCAUAUGGGUCAUUUGCGAGUGUAUACAAUAUCAGAUGUGCUAGCGCGAUUCUAUCGGAUGCGCGGCCAUGAUGUUUUGCAUCCGAUGGGGUGGGAUGCCUUUGGGUUGCCGGCGGAGAAUGCGGCGAAUGAGCGCGGCGUGUCUCCUGCGGGAUGGACGACGGACAAUAUUGCUAGGAUGAAGGAGCAGUUACAGAGUAUCUCUACCUCGUUUAAUUGGGACCGGGAGCUCACGACUUGCUCGCCGGAAUUCUACGAACAUACCCAACGGAUAUUUUUGAUGCUAUAUGAGAAAAGGCUUGCAUAUCAGGCUGAGGCCAUGGUUAACUAUGACCCGGUCGAUAAGACGGUGUUGGCAAAUGAACAGGUUGACGCCAACGGAUAUUCUUGGCGAUCUGGCGCGAAAGUCGAGAAGAAGAUGCUGAAACAGUGGUUUUUCCGCAUCACGGAAUUCAAGGAACAGCUGUUGGAGGAUCUCGACUCUCUUGCCGGUGGUUGGCCGGAGCGAGUACUGUCCAUGCAACGGAAUUGGUUAGGGAAAUCGUACGGCGCGAAGAUCAAGUUCCCUCUUGUUGUCGAGGGUGAUAACGGAAAGAAUUUCGAUAUCAACGUCUUCACUACAAGGCCGGACACCCUCUACGGAGUAGAAUACGUCGCGCUCGCGCUUGAUCAUCCCAUCGUCUUGGAUGCAGCCAAGAAAGAUGCAGCCCUACAAAAGUUCCUGGAUGAGGCAGCGACGCUACCGGCGGACUCUAAAGUUGGAUAUAAGCUAGAGAACGCCGGCGUUACGAAUCCCCUGCUUGUAAUUGACAAAGAAAGCCCCCACCUCGCUCGUCGACUGCCGGUGUAUGUAGCACCAUACGUUCUUAGCGAUUAUGGAGAGGGCGCAGUCAUGGGAGUGCCCGGUCACGAUUCCCGAGACUUCUUGUUUUUCAAGGAAAACGCAAAUCCCAGCUCGAUUCCCGUCAUUUUGAGAGCGGAGCAAGCAUCUGCCACGGGUACCAAUCCGGAUGCAAGUGAGGUCCCUAUUGACGAGGCGAAGCCUUUCACACAAGAGGGGUUUUUGAGCACAAGUUGCGGGAAAUACCAUGGCCUUCAUUCGCGCGAAGCCGGGGAUAUGAUCACCACAGACCUCAAGGCCACUGGUCGCGCUGACUUUGUUGAGCAAUGGAGGUUACGGGAUUGGCUGAUCAGCCGCCAGCGUUAUUGGGGAACCCCGAUUCCUAUAAUUCACUGCAAUGAUUGCGGUCCUCAGCCUGUUCCAGUAGGCGACCUUCCGGUGAAGUUGCCCGACUUAGAGGGCAACUGGCUGAAAGAAAACCGGGGUAACCCUCUCGAGACAUCCGAAGAGUGGAUUUCUAUCAAUUGCCCGAGCUGCGGAGGUCAAGCAAGACGCGAUACAGACACCAUGGACACUUUUGUUGACUCCUCGUGGUACUACCUCCGUUUCUUAGAUGCCGCGAAUGAGCGGAAGCCUUUUUCUCCCGCAGUGGCGCGACCAGUCGACAUCUACAUUGGAGGUGUUGAGCACGCAAUUCUGCAUCUGCUCUAUGCUCGCUUCAUUUACAAAUUUCUGUCUCAAUCGGAUCUCUUCCCGGAGAUUGCUCGCACUGGUGACUUGGCGGUGCCGCCGGAGCCCUUCAAGACCCUUCUUUCCCAGGGGAUGGUCCAUGGUAAGACGUACACAGAACCAUCUACCGGCCGCUUCUUACUUCCCGCUGAACUCGACCUCUCUAAUCCGGAUAAGCCUGUUAUCAAAGAAACCGGUGCCACGCCCCAUAUGUCGUUCGAGAAAAUGUCGAAGAGCAAACACAACGGCGUGGACCCGACAACGUGCGUCUCAAAGUAUGGUGCUGAUGCCACACGCGCGCAUGUGCUUUUCUCGGCCCCUGUUAGUGAGGUCUUGGAGUGGGACGAGACAAAGAUCGUCGGUAUCGAGCGCUGGUUUAGCAGAGUCUGGAAACUCGUGGUGGACACAGAACAGAGCCUGAACUCAUCCUCGUAUAGGGUGCGACAAAAAGACUUAUUAGCAGGCACCGGCCUCGCUGAGAGCCUGGAACCCUUACACGGUUUGACCGACAGUGAUGCUGAGGCCAUACUCUCCAGUCACCGAGCUGUUUGCUCCGUGACAAACUGCAUUGAGGCGAAUCCCUAUGGGCUCAACACGGUCAUCUCUGACCUGACGAAACUCACCAACUCACUCUUAUCCUCGACUCCUGCCUCCCCGCAUAUCCUUUAUCUCUCCGUUUCUUCCCUACUACACCUCCUGGCGCCUGUGGCUCCAGCAUUGUCAUCCGAAUGUUGGGAAAUCCUCCAUUCAUCCAUUGUUGUAGAGAAGCCUCACUCUGAGUCCAAAAUCCCCCCAAUCCUCGACUGUCCGUGGCCAACACCUCCAUUGACCACGGAACAGGCCGAUAUUUUAUCAGCGCGCGGAGGACAGGUCGUGGCGGUUCAGAUAAAUGGCAAGCUCCGAUUCACUGUCACAAUUCCAAGGAUGCUCUCGCCAACAACCAUGGAUUCCGGCGUCAUGGAGCAGGACUAUAUUAUGACGCGCAUUUUGGAAACCGAAGAAGGUCGUCUCUGGUUGCGGGAAAGGAACGAUUGGGAGAAACGGAGAAGAGUCAUUGUAGUCAAAGGCGGAAAGUUGGUGAACAUUGUAUUCUAG